AUGGAUGAGGCAGUGGAGACCCUAAGAAAGAUAGAGCAGAACUACAAGAUCUUCCAGCAGCAGCAGUUUACAUUUAUCAGAGCACUGGAUAACACCCGGCAGGAAGCCCAUGACUUGAUCAGACCUGUGUCAUCCAUCAUCCAGGUACAGUGCUACAAGGACCACCACUGUUUCAAUUCCACAGACAAGCGCAUCCUCAACAUGUUCAUCUCCAUCUGCAACGAUCUCCGCAACCUCCUCCACCAGCUGGAAGUGUUGCACCCUGGUGACAAUGUGGCACAAGGCCUCUUGAACAAGUGCAGAGUGCUCCUUAAUGACAGCAAUGACCUCACUAACGUCCGAGCCACCUACCCCCAUGGUGUUGUGAAUUACCUGAGCUUGGAUGAAGCAAGGAAUCGCUAUGGAGGUGUGGUGAGCCUCAUCCCUGUUGUUCUAGACACCAUGACAGAGUGGAUAACCUACACUAAGAGGCACCUGCUGUACACUGUGAGUCGUGGACGUGCCAUGUCCAAGAAGGAGACACCCACUUCCCAAACAAAACCUCAUGUGCACUGCGCAGCUCGGACCUCCAUUAACAAACGUGCUCUACAAUUGCAGGAAAAAGAUUUCCAGAAAUACCUGAGUGAAAAUCAACGUCCGCCACAAAAAGCUCCCUGGAGGCCGCCAGGCAAACACCCCUAUUAAAGGAUCAAAACUCCUGCAUCUUCUGCUCAGCACCUUUAAUCACCUGGCUGAUUAAAGACCAUGAAACGAACACUAGAAAUCCAUUCUGAGUGCACUUUCUGAAGAGUUA
Messenger RNA from Malurus melanocephalus (red-backed fairy wren), 793 nucleotides. RefSeq names its product sperm acrosome associated 9 (gene SPACA9). The transcript is spliced from 3 exons. NCBI's taxonomy places the organism in Eukaryota, Metazoa, Chordata, Aves, Passeriformes, Maluridae. The coding region runs from base 1 to 684 and encodes 227 amino acids. The record is from RefSeq and is a predicted model, not a curated record. Gene Ontology annotation, cellular component: sperm flagellum; ciliary base; acrosomal vesicle.